This is a messenger RNA of Nicotiana tabacum (common tobacco), 411 nucleotides long. Lineage: Eukaryota; Viridiplantae; Streptophyta; Magnoliopsida; Solanales; Solanaceae. The record is from RefSeq and is a predicted model, not a curated record.
AUGGGAGACUGGGUGUUCUUGAAGGUGUUACCUAUGAAAGACGUGAUGAGAUUUGGCAUAAAGGGCAAGCUCAGCCCUCGGUAUAUCGGACCAUAUCGAGUUACUCAGAAGAUUGGUCGAGUUGCUUAUAAGCUUGAGUUGUCCCCGGAAUUGGACGCAGUGCAUAUGAUAUUCCACGUAUCUAUGCUUCGGAAGUGCUUGAGCGAUCAAUUCCAUAUCACCCCUUUUGAAGAUAUUAAAGUCACAGAAGAUCUAUCCUAUGAAGAAGUUCCGCUGGCUAUUCCAGAUUGCCAAAUCCGUAGGCUGCAAACUAAAGUUGUGGCUUCGAUUAAGGAUUUAGCUUGGAGAAACUUGGAAUUGCUGGUGCAACUCCUAUCAUAUGGUGGGAUUGAUCCUGAAGGUUCAUUAGAG